This is a messenger RNA of Salvelinus sp. IW2-2015, 3179 nucleotides long. The record is from RefSeq and is a predicted model, not a curated record. NCBI's taxonomy places the organism in Eukaryota, Metazoa, Chordata, Actinopteri, Salmoniformes, Salmonidae.
UUCCUCGUCUUUCUCCAUUUUACAGUUAUCCUCUACUGGCUCCUGCAGCCUGUGGCUCACUGCGUUACAAUACAGGACACGUGUUACCUUCUCAUUUUAGUGCGCUGUUGAGUUGCGUGGGCAGACUGUGACUUGAGAGGGCUCUGGCAAAUCAUUGACCGACAGGAGAUAAUUUAACUACUGCAACUCUGUCUGUGACCCACAACAUCCAAACACUCUCGCUGGUGACAGACAAUAGGUGAUGAAGUCAAAAUGCGAUUGAUAACUCUCAGCUUUGUCUUUGCACUAUGGUUGUGUACACUCAGCUUUGUGAAAGGUCAAGGUUGCCUCCAAAAGGAUGUUUUAGGGAUUGCUGGAACUAAAAACGUGGACAUUUCCAACCUAGAAGACACUGAAAGUGGCAAAACAGUGAGGUUGCCCUGCGCUAUUGGCUACGUAGGAUUCGUUAGACUCAAAUGCGGCAAUAAUGGAUGGAGUCAAGAUGGUGGUCGAAAAUGUGAACCUAAGUCAUGUGGACAUCCAGGAGACACACCAAAUGGAGACUUCCAUCUUUCGAUUUUGGACGAUUUUGUCUUUGGAGCUCAAGUUCUGUACGAAUGCAGAAAAGGUUACCAAAUGGUGACCAGGACCAGACAUCGGACCUGCGUGGAACAAGGCUGGGACAGCGCACUCCCUAUAUGUGAAGCAUUGAAAUGCCCAGUGAUUCAAGCCAACGACAACGUUGUGGUCAUCGGAAACAGUGAGGAUGCAACUUAUGGAAAUGUGAUCCAGUUUGAGUGCCAGUCAAAUCGCAUGGUACUCAAGGGAUCGUCUGAGAUGGACUGCAACGACAAAGGAGAAUGGAGCAGCACAGUCCCAACAUGUGAAGUGAUUAAAUGUUACGCUCCAGACAUAGCUAAUGGUGCAGUGAUCGGGCCCCCUAGGGACGAUUACAAUGAAGAUGACACACUGAAAUACAGCUGUAACACAAAKUAUGUUAUGUCUCRAAGAGCCUCUAAAUGCAYUAAAAUKGGCAACARAGCCAACUGGAGUCCAACACCAGAGUGUGAAGAAGUGAAAUGUAAAUUAUCAUUGCCACCAACAAGAGGAACCAGUUACACACCUGCUGGCAGAAAUCUGUUCUUGCCUGRUGAAAGSBURAMGGUGACCUGUACCUCAGRAUUCUGGAUAUUUAUCUCACUUAAAUCUGAAGAUACAAUAACAUGCAAAGAGGACGGACAAUGGUCAUCUUCUACAACAGAUUGUGAACGGAUAACAUGUGGUGAUCCACGUGACCCUCUUGUGAGUUCUCCCUACCGCUGGCAGAGGGGUCAAUUGAGAGAAACUCAGCGUUACAACUGUAGAACCGGAUUUAAAACCACAAAUACCCGGGGUGUUGCCACAUGCACAAGUGAUGGCUUCUGGACUCCAGAACCACUCUGUGAAGASAUAACAUGUGACAAGCCAGAUAUCCUAAAUGCUGUGAUUAAAGACCCGAAAACAAGAUACAAAUUCAAUGAUCAGCUCACUUAUGAGUGUAAGAUGAAUUAUGAACUAUUGGACAGUACUACCAGACCUACUGCUACCUGUACAACAAAUGGCUGGACCAAGACACUUGRCUGUAAAGAAAUAGAGGGAGCAUUAUCAGCCCCACUGUGAUGAAUGGAUUCAUAGUUCAGUCAAAUGAGAGGAAUGUUGAUCCCAGGAAAAGGAAGAUACACUAUUCUGCAAUGUAGGGUUCAAACCCUCUACCGGGGGCUGGUGGGGUGAAGCCACAUGUACUGAGGGAACAUGGUCUGGAAUAUCAGAGUGUAUUGAUCUUCACAAUGUGGCCGAUUCCCUGUCAUUCCCAACACAAAAAUGUUCCUCACAGUGAAGUCUAUAACAAUGAAACAAACUUUUACAAUUGAUUGCAAAGAUGGAUACACAUCUGAAAAGAUGACUAUAAUGUAACGAUGGAGAAGGCAAACACCGUUACCAGCUUGUGAACMGCAAGGCGUUCAAUGUGAUCCUCCACCUAAAGUUGAAAAUGCAAUUGUUGAAAUCCCUUAUCAAAAUAAAUAUAUAGAUGGAUUUAAGGUGAAUUAUGAAUGUCGCAAAUCCUUUGAAAUAGAGGGACUUAAAAAAAUUACCUGCAAAAAUGGGAAUUGGACAACUCCACCACCAACAUGCAAACAGUACUGUGAUAAGCCUAAGGGUGCAAGGAGGAUAAUGGAGAUUCCUGACCAAGGGCUAGAGAGAUACGAAUAUGGGACCCAAAUAGAUUAUAAAUGCUUCAACCCAUACGAAGGCCCAGGAGGAAAAGCAACUUGCAAGGAUGGAGAAUGGCACAUGACAACUGAAUGUAAAGCAAGCUGUCCUGAUCCCCCUUUUGUUAAUAAUGGCGAUUACAUCCAGAACAAGAGAGAUACUGAAGGUGUUGUUACAGAGGUGUCCUACCAAUGCAGCAGAAGGUAUACUCUGAGUUUCACAGGCAGCAUCUCAUGUCUGAAUGGAGAAUGGCAGACCCCUCCAACGUGCAGAAGUCCUUGUGAGAUUCACACUUUUAAACCAGAGUACCAUCUGCGAGAUUUACCCCAAAAAGUUUAUGUUGUGCACGGUGGAAAAAAGACUCUUCGUUGCAUGAAAGGAUACUUCCAUCAAUGCAGAGAAUUACCUCAAUCGAAUGUAAGAGAGAUGGACGUGGAGUGUGAUGAUGGAAAGAUCAGAUUUCAGAACAGCACAGGCCUUCCUGAAUGCAGAUAUUUAGACAAAGGUGGGAUAUGGUGCAAAUCCAGUUCAGAGUCAUGAUGUUCCGUCCAGCAUAUUCAAGAAUCCUUACAAAGCCACCUUUAUGUGCAAGGAGAAGACCUUUUUGCUAUUGUGGUUUGUUUUUGCUUGUUUAAGUUACGUUGAGAAAAAAUGUACCUCUCUGGUGUGAGCCAUUCAUAUAGUCAUACAUGUAGAUGUCUCUUCAACAUUUGACAUUGUAACUAAAUAAGUAUUUCUAAUCAUUAUCAGUCUCAGCUUCACUGUAUUCGUAGUACAGCUAUAUAAAAUGGUAAAUGAGUUACAUUGGUAUAAAUAUGUGAUUGUGUUAAUAUUGUCCUGUAUCUUCCAGCUGUGUGAUUCAUCAUCUGAAGGGUUAAUAUGAGUAAACUACUGAUGUUGUGAUUGACCUUAUCAAGGAAGACAAUAAAGUUGGCAAAAAGAGAUACAAA